GUUUAAGAGCUAGUACUCCAUUAAUCAGCCAAAUUCAUGAAAAUAAAAUAUUAGAUAUUGCCAUUGAAAAAAAUAGUAGAGUAAUUAAAAAGGAAGGCAAAUAUUUUAAACCGUGUCCUGAAGUUAAGUUAAUUAAUGAUCUGAUCAAAAAACAAGAACCUAAAACUAAUGAAGAAAAUGUACCGACGAACCCCAAUAAUAAAAAACAAGAAACGUACUUGUUGAUAAAUGGAAAUAAAAGUGGACCAAUUUAUCAUGAAGGUGAUGCUUUUUUAGCUCUAAAUACAUGUCCUUUAGACAGUAUUGUGCAGUUACUUUUUAAUGGAGCACUAGAGGACAAAAAAUUUUAUAAAUUUUUAGAGGCUUCUGAAAAUCCUGUUUUUAAAAUGGUUUUGAAUUUAAUGAAAUAUGGGGUGAAUAAAAACUAAUAUCAAGAACGAUUUUCUAUUUUAUUAAAAAUUUACGGAGAUAAAGAAAAGAAACAAACUUCAAUAUAGAAUGAUGGCCAGGAAAAUAAACCAAUUCAAAUCUCACGUGCUAUUGACUGUCAAGACAAUGUGAGUAGCUUGUGGAAUAAGUUAUUUGAAAACGUCCCCAGUAUGUUUGAGAACAUUUCAUGUCCAUCACCAAAUUGUACUCGCUAUGAUUUCCAAUCCACUAGGCCAACUUUAAGCGUUAACUAUAAAACUCUUAUUAAUAAGGGAUUUGGUAAUUUGCAAGAUGCGCUUACUUUUAGUGGUACAUAUGAAAGGUUCUGCACAAAUUGUCAAGAAAAGACACAAAUCUGCGAACAAGUUCUCAAUGCGUAUAUAUAUAUUGAAUUAGAUAUUAAGUUGUCUAAUGAUGAUGAAGGUAUGGAAUGCAGGCUACGAGAUUUUCCAACUUUUUUAACUAUUGAACAAAAUGAAGCGAUGAAGUUAUGCUAUAGACUAUGUGGAGCUAUCGGAUUCCAUUCAUUUCAUUACAUUGCUUAUUGUCGGAGAUUAUCAGGGGAGUGGCGGUUUUAUAAUGACUCAUUGAAAGAAUCAAAGGCAAUUAAUAGCUAUUCGAAAAUUCUGCCACAUGGAGUACUUUAUUUACUGAAUAAUUGAGUUCAGUGAUUUAUUGAAGAAAGUUGCAUUAUUAAAGUAAAUUUCUCCAACCUUUAAAAAAUUUCAUUUCAUCGAAAAA
Microplitis mediator is the source of this 1170-nucleotide messenger RNA. RefSeq lists its product as uncharacterized. The record is from RefSeq and is a predicted model, not a curated record. Bases 600 to 1091 code for a protein of 163 amino acids. NCBI's taxonomy places the organism in Eukaryota, Metazoa, Arthropoda, Insecta, Hymenoptera, Braconidae. The transcript is spliced from 2 exons.